Messenger RNA from Paramuricea clavata, 178 nucleotides. Lineage: Eukaryota; Metazoa; Cnidaria; Anthozoa; Malacalcyonacea; Plexauridae. The record is from the annotation of a GenBank genome assembly.
AUGUCGAAGGCAUUUGAUAAAGUAAGUCAUACUAAGCUUCUACAUCGACUACGCGAAUUUGGGUUUCGAGGAAACAUCCUGAACUGGUUUUCAUCGUAUCUCAGUAAUCGUCGUCAGCAAACAACGGUUCAUGGAGCAACAUCAAGACCGUUAGCCGUAACACCCGAAGUGCCGCAAG